This is a messenger RNA of Fragaria vesca subsp. vesca, 1814 nucleotides long. Its product is annotated as bifunctional 3-dehydroquinate dehydratase/shikimate dehydrogenase, chloroplastic-like. Gene Ontology annotation, molecular function: NADP binding; 3-dehydroquinate dehydratase activity; shikimate 3-dehydrogenase (NADP+) activity. The record is from RefSeq and is a predicted model, not a curated record. The transcript has 11 exons. The coding region runs from base 69 to 1661 and encodes 530 amino acids. Lineage: Eukaryota; Viridiplantae; Streptophyta; Magnoliopsida; Rosales; Rosaceae. Gene Ontology annotation, biological process: shikimate metabolic process; chorismate biosynthetic process.
AUACAUAGAGUGCUGACAUUUGAAGUAGUCCCAGAAACCUCAAGCCACAAUACCACCAAGUUUCCGACAUGGGAAGCCUUCCGUUUACUACCUCUGAUCUUCACACAAGCACUGGAGGAUUUCUGAGCAGCCCAACAUUGCUAUGUACACCCCUAAUGGGAACCACAGUGGACCAAAUGCUUAUUGAGAUGCACAAGGCUAAGGAAAUUGGUUCUGAUGUUGUGGAAAUCAGGCUGGACUGUUUGAGAAACUUUAACCCAAGUUCAGAUCUUCAAAUACUUAUCAAGCAGAGUCCUCUGCCUACUCUUGUCACUUACAGGCCAGUUUGGGAAGGCGGUCAAUAUGAAGGUGAUGAAACCAAGCGACAAGAUGCUCUUCGGUCAGCCAUGGAACUGGGAGCUAACUAUAUUGAUAUUGAGCUUGAGGUUGCCCAUGAAUUCAACAAUUCCAUCUAUGAAAAGAAGCCUGACAACUUCAAAGUCAUUGUUUCUUCUCACAACUUUCACAACACUCCAUCUUCCGAGGCAAUCGGAAACCUUGUGGCGAGAAUCCAAGCCACUGGAGCUGACAUUGUGAAGAUUGCAACUACAGCGUUGGACAUUACAGAUUGUGCCAGAAUUUUCCAGAUUACUGUGCAUUCACAGGUCCCAACAAUAGGUAUUGUUAUGGGAGAGAGAGGUUUGAUUUCACGACUACUUAGCCCCAAGUUUGGUGGAUAUCUUACCUAUGGUGCACUAGAAGCCGGUGCGAUAUCAGCUCCUGGGCAACCAACUGCGAGAGACUUGUUGGAUUUAUACAACUUCAGACUUAUUAGACCUGAUACCAAAAUCUAUGGGAUUAUUGGGAAGCCUGUUGGUCACAGCAAGAGUCCUCUACUAUUCAAUGCAGCAUUCAAGUCAGUUGGCCUUAAUGCAGUCUAUGUUCAUUUUCUGGUGGAUGAUGUUGAGAAGUUUUUCAACACAUAUUCAUCCGUUGACUUUUCAGGAUGCAGUUGUACCAUUCCACAUAAGGAGGCAGCACUCAAAUGCAUGGAUGAGAUUGAUUCCAUUGCCAAGAAAAUCGGAGCUAUCAACAACAUUGUCAGGAAGCCUGAUGGGAGGUUAGUGGCUUUCAACACCGACUACAUUGGCUCCAUCAGUGGCAUUGAGGACGAACUACGAGGUAUGAACGGUGCCAUUCCUGCUGGUAAAUCACCCCUGGCUGGAAAGUUGUUUGUGGUCUUGGGAGCCGGUGGUGCUGGCAAGUCACUUGUAUAUGGUGCUGCACAGAAAGGAGCAAGAGUUGUAUGUGCCAACCGAACAUAUGAAAGAGCCAAGGAGCUGGCUGACAAAGUAGGGGGACAAGCUAUGACUCUUGAAGAAGUUGAAAAUUUCCAUCCGGAAGAGGGAAUGAUUCUUGCCAACACUACAUCUGUGGGGAUGAAGCCUAACGUUGAUGACACUCCUAUCUCCAAACAAGCUCUGAAACACUAUUGCUUAGUUUUUGAUGCCAUCUAUACGCCAAAAGAGACUAGACUCCUCCGAGAAGCAAAAGAGACUGGAGCUGCUGUUGUAUAUGGGACAGAGAUGUUGAUUAGGCAAGGGUUUGAACAAUACAAGAACUUCACUGGUUUGCCAGCACCUGAAGCAUUGUUUAGAGAGCUCAUGGAGAAGCAUGCAUAAGAGAGAAGACUUGAUUUGCAACCCACACUUUUACAGUGCUACUGUUGUAUCUGAUUCUAUGCUUAGAUAGCAGAAUUUGCUUUUAAAAUUUUCAUAAUGUGAUAAAGCUUUGAAUUUGUUGUAUGAAUAACAACUUUAUUUUCAUCCAUGAAA